Messenger RNA from Drosophila grimshawi, 1758 nucleotides. RefSeq names its product beta-1,4-galactosyltransferase 2. The coding region runs from base 242 to 1210 and encodes 322 amino acids. The record is from RefSeq and is a predicted model, not a curated record. The transcript has a single exon. NCBI's taxonomy places the organism in Eukaryota, Metazoa, Arthropoda, Insecta, Diptera, Drosophilidae. Gene Ontology annotation, biological process: glycosphingolipid biosynthetic process; carbohydrate metabolic process. Gene Ontology annotation, molecular function: N-acetyl-beta-glucosaminyl-derivative 4-beta-N-acetylgalactosaminyltransferase activity.
UGCUUGGUAUCUCAACAGCAUCAAUAUAUAGUAGGGUGGUGGUUAGAUGCUGUUAGAUUUGUAUUUAUGUUACUGCCGCUAACAUUAUUACUGCAUUAUUCCGGCAAAAUGUUAAUACAGUAUUUUUUAGUUGCUUUGUGAUGGUUUUCGUGUGUAGUCCGCUUAUCAUAUGAAAACCGAUAAAAGAUAUUAUACAAUUAGAGCAAUGAUUCAUCCUAAGUCAAUAAACUGUAGGUGAAUAAUGUUAAUACGGCUGUGCCAGCACAGUUUUCAUAUCUAUGACUUGCUCAUACUCAGUGGUGGUCUAAUACUGCUCGUCUACAUUCUGCUUCCUCAUCGAUUUGCACUGCGUUAUGACUACAUCGAUAGGGAGCACAUUGAGGAGGCGUUGCAGCCGGCAACCAUACCAAAUAUCUCAAUGCCGCAGGCAUUCGAUUGCAGCUACAAGGAGGUGAUUGCCGACAGCGCCUUCGUUUACGAUGUGUUCCAUCGCGAACGGAUUCAUCGUGGCGAGGAAAUCCGACUGGGCGGUGAAUACCAACCAGAGGAUUGCAAUGCCCGUUUUAGUACGGCUAUCAUUGUACCGUAUCGGGAUCGACAGGAGCAGUUGGCCGCUUUUCUCAACUACAUGCACAACUAUCUGCGCCUGCAGCUAAUCCAUUAUCGAAUAUUUGUCGUGGAGCAGAGCGAUCGCAAACCCUUCAAUCGCGCCAUGCUCUUCAAUAUUGGCGCCAAGGUGGCGGAGGCAUAUGGCUAUCCCUGCUUGAUACUGCACGACGUGGAUCUAAUGCCACUCAACUCGGGCCAGAUCUAUGUGUGCUCAGCUCUGCCACGGCACAUGAGCUCGGCGCUGGACAGCUGGCGCUUCCAUCUGCCGUAUCGGACACUUUUCGGUGGCGUCGUGGCCAUUAGCACCACACACUUCAAGAUGAUUAACGGCAUGUCGAAUCUAUAUCAUGGCUGGGGUGGCGAGGACGAUGAUUUGUAUGAGCGUCUGAAGAUUGUUGGCAUUGAGAUCUGUCGCUUUGAUCCCGCGUACAGUGAGUACACAAUGCUGAAGCACAAACAUGCAAUACCCAAUGAGAAUCGCAUGGCCCUGCUGCGAUCCGCUUCCCUGCGCAUGCACUCCGACGGUCUCAAUUCGUUGGUCUACAAGGAGGUGGAGCGCCGACUGCACAGCCUCUUCACGCACAUCCUGGUCGAGACCUAGGUGCAUGCACAAAGUAAUCGGCUUUAGCUUUGCCAAGCGCAACUUGUUACUUAGCUUUUAGGGCUUGUUUUACUCUAGAAAUCUCUGUAAGUAAAUGAAUUUCCAAUUGUAUGUACUAUGUACAAAGCACAAUGUUAGCCAGAAUGGAAAGCGCAUUGUUAUAAUGUACAGUAGUCACUAGGGAAUUAAAGCGGUUCUGUUCCAGUGUUUAUAUCAGUAUCCAAAGAAUUGAAAUACCUAAAAGUGAAAUGAAAUAUUGAAUUAUCCAUUGUAUUAAACUAAAUGGUUUCAAUGGACUAAUUCAAUAGAAUUAAUACAAAUAAUUGGCACCAAAUCAAAUAAUCGAAUAUCAUCUGAAUAUGUUUAAGAAAUAAAAUUAAAUGAAAAAUGCGAAUGGCUUUCAUUAUUUCUUGAUUUGCCAGUGACUACUGUUUGGUUGAGAUUUUUGUAGAUUCAAAGUAUGAAAUUAGUUUAGCAUUAAAUUAUAGCCUCAGCGAGAAUAAAUAAAUUAAAUAAAAAGAAAAUGAACGUUGAUCGUUUUAAAUUGA